AUGGCGGCUAAGGGCUCGCACUCGCACGUGAAGCUGGAGGGGGAGAUCGAGCGGUGCCGGGCAGAGGGGCACUGGGGGCAGCUCCGGCACCUGGCCCGUCAGUUGCUGCCGCCGGCACGGCCCCCGCGCAAGGCGGCGGGGGGCGCGCAGGACGCUGAGGACUACGGGAGUAUGCUGCUUGCAGAGGCUCUGCUGGAAGAAUGUUUGAAGGAAAACUUUGCCAAACUGAAGGACUCCAUUCCACUGACAGAGAAGAAUGAGCCAAAACUGAGUGAAGCUAAGCAGUAUCUGACCAAUAUCUUAAGCAGAGGAAAACUACGACCUAAGUAUAUGACAGAAGCUAUGCUGAUCCUAGGAAAGCUUCAUUAUGUGGAGGGAUCCUACAGAGAUGCCAUCAGCAUGUAUGCAAGAGCAGGAAUUGAUGACCUCUCAACAAAAGAUGAACCUCUGUACAUGCUGCGCUUGGUAACUGAAGCCUUCGUUAUUAAAGGUCUGUCACUGGAGCGCUCAACCAACUCAAUUGCCUCACGUGCUCGACUGUGUGAAAGGGAGGAGGAAGUCAUGGCUUGUUUUGAGACAGCAUGUGUCAUUGCCCAGGUGUACUUGCAGGAGCUUGAAAAGACCUUAAACAACACACAUUCAAGGAGUAUGAAGGGCAGCAACGUGACUUACUCUGAGUUUGAACUUUCUUACUUCCUGGAAGCAGCUCUACAGAGUGCCUACGUGACUCAUUUAAAGAAGGGAAACAUUGUGAAAGGAAUGAGGAGUCUGCGAGAAAUACUGCGGACUGUGGAAACAAAAGCUACCCAGACCUUCAAAAUGACUGCAGCCAAACAGCUAGCCCAAGUACUUCUCCAUUCCCUCAGUGAAGACUGUUACUGGAGCCCUUUAUCUGAUCCGCUUCCUGAGUUCAUGAACAAGGAAGAUCAGUCUUAUGUUAGCAAUCUUCUUUGUCGGAGGCCCGAGCUGUACACAGAAGAGAAUGCGUACUGCCCUCAAGACAACGUAGAAGAGGCUCUUCUUCUCCUCUUAAUCAGUGAAUCCAUGGCAAACCGGGAUGCAGUGAUCAGCCGAGCCCCAGACCAGCAGGAUGACCGAGCUGUCAGCCUCCGGGAUGCUUCUGCAGUCUAUGACCUCCUCAGUAUCACGCUGGGCAGAAGAGGGCAGUAUGUCAUGCUUUCUGAGUGCUUGGAGAGAGCCAUGAAGUUUGCGUUUGAUGAAUUUCACCUCUGGUACCAGCUUGCCCUGUCCAUGGUGGCUUGUGGAAAGUCAGCAUAUGCUGUGUCAGUGCUCAAAGAGUGUGCUAAACUGCGACCUACAGAUCCCACCAUUCCUCUUCUGGCUGCCAAGGUCUGCAUUGGGUCACUGCACUGGCUGGAAGAAGGAGAAUACUUUGCUAAAAUGGUGAUAGACCUGGGUGAGGAUGCUGGAGAGUCCCUAGCAAAGGGUUACCUGGCACUGGGCCUGACAUACAGUCUUCAAGCUACUGAUGCUACUCUGAAGGGCACUCAGGAUGAAUUAAACAAGAAAGCGCUUCAGACUUUGGAGAGAGCACGUGACUUGGCCCCGGAAGAUCACCAAAUCGUCCUCUACCUAUCACUGCAGCUGGCUCUUGUCAGGCAGAUUUCUGAUGCUAUAGAACAUCUUCAGGAAGCACUGCAACUGUGCAAAGAUGACAUGAAUUCACUUCAUCUACUGGCCCUCCUCUUUUCAGCUCAGAAGCACUACCAGCAUGCACUGGAUGUUAUCAACAUGGCUGUUGUUGAGUACCCAGAAAGCUUUAGCUUACUGUUCACCAAAGUAAAACUGGAAUGGAUACAUAAAGGACCUGAAGAGGCUCUGGUGACAUGCAGACAUAUGUUGCGGGUGUGGCAGAUGGUAUAUAAUGUUUUACAGCACAGUGGCUCUGAGAAAGGAAGUAGUGUGACCGAAACGCCGAUGAUCAAAAAGCAUAAUGGACUGCAUCUCACACUCCCAGAUGCUCAUGAUACUGAUUCUGGGUCACAGCGAGCCUCUUCCCUUGCUGCAUCAAGACUAGAACAGGCCAUGUCUGAAAUAACUAUGCAGAGCAGCACAAUGAAGCAAGGACCUAUGCAGCUGUGGACAGCUCUUGAACAAAUUUGGCUACAAGCUGCUGAACUCUUCAUGGAACAACAGCAUCUCAAAGAAGCAGGCUUUUGUAUCCAGGAGGCAGCUAGUCUUUUCCCCACAUCUCAUGCUGUACUGUACAUGCGUGGGAGGCUUGCAGAGAUGAAAGGCAAUUUGGAGGAGGCUAGGCAAUUGUAUGAUGAAGCGCUCACAGUGAAUCCAGCUGGAGUGGAAAUUAUGCACAGCUUGGGCCUGGUGCUGAGCAGACUUGGGCGGAGGGACCUGGCCCAGAAAGUACUCAGAGAUGCCAUCCGGAUCCAGACCACCAGUCACAGGGCAUGGAACAGCCUUGGAGAGGUCUUGCAAGCUCAGGGGAAAAAUGAAGCAGCCAUCGAAUGCUUCCUCACCGCUCUGGACCUCGAAUCCAGCAGUCCUGUCAUCCCGUUCACUGUCAUACCCAGGGAGCUCUGAAGCUUUGCCCUGCAGCUAAGCAUCUUCAUUCCAUGGACAGACACCAAAACCAAACAAGUAAAGAAAAAGCCCAAUAGAAAAAUGCCAUUGUAACCUGGAACUGGGCAAAAUAAUUCCAGGGUGGGGCUCAGGUCUCCAUGCUUAGCUGAGAGAAGCCUAACUAGAAUUUGCAAGAGGCAGAAAUAGAGAAUGCCUUUUUCUUCACAGGCGCCUGGCUCACCUCCUGUUCAAGUUAAUAGCAAG
Molecule: messenger RNA, 2802 nt
Organism: Gavia stellata (red-throated loon)
Lineage: Eukaryota; Metazoa; Chordata; Aves; Gaviiformes; Gaviidae
Gene: TTC7A
Product: tetratricopeptide repeat domain 7A
Exons: 20
Coding region: 1-2559 (852 amino acids)
Biological process (GO): protein localization to plasma membrane; phosphatidylinositol phosphate biosynthetic process
Cellular component (GO): plasma membrane
Molecular function (GO): protein binding
Source: RefSeq, a predicted model, not a curated record